CUUCAGACCAGCAUUAUUACUCACACGGCUCACGUCUUCACUUUGCAGACCUCGCCGACCCCUACCUGCCAAUAUCAAACCCCGUUUCUGCAUCCAGCCCCGCUUGAACGAGUACGCCACCAUGUCUCAAUCCCACGCGUGCUGCACUGUGCCCCCCAUCGUCACGGAGGGGUACAAGGAGAAGGGCGAAUGGAUUACCAUCGAGGGCAUGAAAACUUAUGCCACAGGACCAAAAGAUGCCAAACAGGCCAUCCUCGUCGUGUACGACAUUUUCGGAUUCUUCCCUCAGACUCUGCAAGGAGCCGAUGUCCUCGCUCAUGGCGACAAGGAGCGCCCAUAUCAAGUCUUCAUGCCAGACUUCUUCGAUGGAGAACCAGCGGACAUUAGCUGGUACCCACCAGACAACAAAGACAAGGAAGCGAAGCUCGGCGAGUUCUUCUCGACCAAAGCCGCACCACCAAAGACCCUCGAGCGAAUCCCAAAGGUCGUCAAGGCGAUCAAGGAGCAACGUUCUUCGAUCAACGAAUGGGGUGUUCUCGGUUACUGCUGGGGCGGAAAAAUCGUAAACCUCUCUUCACAAGAAGGAACACUCUUCAAAGCAGCAGCUUCGUGCCAUCCAGCAAUGGUCGACGAGAAUGAUGCUCCAGGCAUUACGAUUCCUUUCGCCAUGCUUCCGAGUAAGGAUGAGCCAAAGGAAGAUGUUGAGAAGUGGCAGAAGGCGAUCAAGGUCAAGAAUGUUGUUCAAUGGUGGCCUAACCAGGUCCACGGCUUCAUGGCUGCACGCGGUGAUCUGAGCGACAAGGCGGUGGAAGCUGAUUACCAGAAAGCAUACCAGCUGCUCUUGAAUUUCUUCCACGAGAACAUGUAAACAAUCGGCUGACUAACUUCUCAUGCUGGUAUGCCUGAGCUCUGAGCGGAGCAUUGUGAAUCGUGCUUGGUACAUGUAGAUAACAAGCCCAAGAUCCACGAAGAAGCAUGGAAAUGACAUAGCCCAAAAGUCAUCGUACUACCAUUCAAUUAUACAUGUACAUACCAAAUCCGUGCACGCUUCAUACGCCAAGGUUCGAU
Messenger RNA from Cercospora beticola, 1068 nucleotides. Its product is annotated as dienelactone hydrolase family protein. NCBI's taxonomy places the organism in Eukaryota, Fungi, Ascomycota, Dothideomycetes, Mycosphaerellales, Mycosphaerellaceae. Gene Ontology annotation, molecular function: hydrolase activity. The record is from RefSeq and is a predicted model, not a curated record.